Trypanosoma conorhini is the source of this 591-nucleotide messenger RNA. RefSeq names its product trafficking protein particle complex subunit 3. The coding region runs from base 1 to 591 and encodes 196 amino acids. Gene Ontology annotation, cellular component: cis-Golgi network membrane; cytosol; TRAPP complex. The record is from RefSeq and is a predicted model, not a curated record. The transcript has a single exon. NCBI's taxonomy places the organism in Eukaryota, Euglenozoa, Kinetoplastea, Trypanosomatida, Trypanosomatidae. Gene Ontology annotation, biological process: endoplasmic reticulum to Golgi vesicle-mediated transport; intra-Golgi vesicle-mediated transport.
AUGAAAAAAACACCCGCACGCGCGCCAACUUCCUCGAAUGAGGGGGAAAAGGCAUUCGAGAGGGGAGACAAGGUGAGUGCCGAGUUCUUCGCGAUUACUUACGGCGCCUUGGUGCAGCAGAUGGUGGCCGAUCUGGCGCAGGAGGAGGAUGUGGAGGCGGUCAACCAGCAGUUGGACGCGAUGGGGCGCCGGAUUGGGUCGCGGCUGAUUGAGGAGUACAGCGUGCGCAGUGGGGCUCCCGCCUGCCGCACUUUUGCGCAGGCGGCGGACGGUGUGGCGCUGGUCGGGCUGCGCAUGUUCCUUAACGUCACGGCGACCGUAGAGCCGGCGCGGGAGGCGGGCACGGACGCCUUCGCCAUCAAGUUUGCCGAGAAUCCCCUGGCGCUCUUCGUGGAGCUGCCGGAGGGGCCACUGCGGGAGCGGCUGUGGUACUCGAACGUCAUCUGCGGCGUCGUCGCCGGGGCGCUCGGGAUGGUCGGGUUUUUGGCGGAGGCCACGUUCGUGCGCGACACGCUGCGCGGGGACGCGGUGAAUGAGAUUUUGCUCUGCUUCAAAGGCAGGGAGAAGGAGACGUUCCAGGUGGACCGGUAG